Molecule: messenger RNA, 1557 nt
Organism: Cydia fagiglandana
Lineage: Eukaryota; Metazoa; Arthropoda; Insecta; Lepidoptera; Tortricidae
Gene: Drp
Product: death-associated protein 1
Exons: 2
Coding region: 127-429 (100 amino acids)
Biological process (GO): negative regulation of autophagy; cellular response to amino acid starvation; apoptotic signaling pathway
Molecular function (GO): death domain binding
Source: RefSeq, a predicted model, not a curated record
CACCGCGCCCGUGUCAUUGUGCCCGUCGUGUACUUACACGUUGCCAAAUUUCUCGUAUUUACGCUACAAUCUUAUCAGAUUUCUACCUUUCCAGUGCAUUUUGUGGUACAUUUUAAGUAAUUAACAAUGUCUUCCCCUGAUGAAAGUACUCAACUGAAGGCAGGACACCCUCCUGCAGUCAAGGCUGGUGGCAUGAGAAUCACACAGCACAAGACUCCCCACGCCAACCCUAAAGAACCAGCAAAUGAAGACCUGACCGGCCUGUCCGGACCAUCUCCAGUUCCGUCCAACCCCGUGUCCAUCUCCGGGGCACCGAACCGAGGGAACGCUGACUUCACUCCGGUAGCGGCGCAGGUGGCUCACAGUCCGAAGCCUCCCGCUCACAUUAACGUUGCGCCAAAACCCAACAUCCAACAACCGAGGAAGUAGAUACAUCGGACUUCUACAAAUGAGCAUAUCAACAUCUGUCAGUUUACCAUUAGGUGCUCUCUUGAAAUGGCACAAGAAUUUUUUUUUGGACUGAAAAACUUGUAAACCUACGUACGUAAGACGUAGCGUUAGUAUUGCUUGCUUGGGUAAAUAUAGUACUGAGUUUUUUUACACAGUAUUAUUUCGCUUAAGGCAAUCCAGGUUUUAUAUCCAACUAUUUGUUUUUCCCAAAAAAAUUAAUCACGUAUGCAUAUGCAUUUAACAUUGAGCAAAAUCAAUUUCUGUUGAAUUCAAUUUAGAUCAUUAUUUUUACUGUUUUAUAACAACCUAAUCAAUGCAAGGCUAUUUAUACAUUUGUAUGAAAAACUGUGUGCUCAUUUAGAAAAUAAAAUAUCAAUGUUUGAUAUUAUCUAACUAUAGAUAAUUACAACGUUACAAGUCAACUAUAAUGAAUGUUUCCGUUUACUUGGUUACAUUAUUUUGUAACCUUGGAUACAAUAUGUUAUAAAAAGAUCCAAGUAAAUGGUACCAUAAUUUUUAUAAAUAAGAUGUGUUUGGAAUAGAAAUAAAAUUAAGACUUAGAGUACAUACAUGUACAUAAAAAAGAUAAGUCAUAAAAAAAGUAAUAAAUAUUUAAAAAGUAUCAAAAAAUCAUUUAGUAAUUGUAAUUUUAUGUUUAGUGUCUUUCCAUAAAAAGGGCCUAGUGUGGUAGACCACACUAAGGUUCCUUUUCCUGACGACACAUUUUCUUUCUACUUUAUAUUAUUUUUGCUACUACAUUUAAUGUAUAAACUCAAUUAUUUUUUUUAUUUCAUUAUUCACAGGAAAUGUUAACAGGGUUUGGAUUGUUUUAUUCGUGCUUCUAAAUUAUUAUUCGGUUAUUUUAAAUUAAAUUAUGACGUGUUUUAAUAUUUAUAUUUAAGAGUUUAUACUUUUAUAUUUAGAUUUUUCGAUGCAGUUAUGCACUUCACAUGUUGCAUUUUAUAAACAUUCUUCAAUAUAUUCUUGUUAAUUUAAUUAUUGUUAUUAAAAAGUGGAGGUGCUUGUUUGUUUCGUAUUUGGGACCAUUAUUUUGUCUUUAUACUUUAUAUUUCUUCCUAGUUAUUAAUAAACUUAACUAUAAAAUAA